Messenger RNA from Merops nubicus (carmine bee-eater), 1005 nucleotides. RefSeq lists its product as uncharacterized. The record is from RefSeq and is a predicted model, not a curated record. NCBI's taxonomy places the organism in Eukaryota, Metazoa, Chordata, Aves, Coraciiformes, Meropidae. Bases 1 to 1005 code for a protein of 334 amino acids. The transcript has 6 exons.
AUGGAUUUCAGCUCUCCUUUUACUCUGCAGUGCUUGCUGGUGAUAAUAACUGCUACUCAUGGCUCUGCCGUCUGGACCGGUGUGCUCAGUGGAGGCUCAGCAGUCUUUCCUGUGGGAAUUCAAGAUCUGCAGAACCUCUCCAGAAUGAGCAAGAGGGACGUGAUAUGUUUGACAUCUAUCUUAAAUAAUACUUUGUUGGCUGAAUGUGGCAAUUCUGCCAGCACGUGCCUGAGCUUGCAGAAUGGCUCCCUAGUGCUGAGGAGUGUGAAGAAAGAGGAUGAAGGAAAAUAUGAGUUUGUUUUCCGCAACACCACCAGAUCUUUUACACUGGAAGUAUUUGAGCCAUCUGUUGGUAUCCAGUGCUUCCCUAAUGGGACCGGAGAGUUGUACUGCAACGUGACCAGCAAUGGGAGCACCAGCUUUCAGUGGCUGCUGAACGGCUCUGUGCCACGCGUCCCCGAAGCUUGCAUCAAGGACGGUGGGAGGAAGGUUCAACUGGACAAACCUGUGCCCGGGGAAUUUGUAUGUGAGGUUCACCAUGGGAAAAGUGUCACAAGGACCAAGCCUGUUGUGCUUUCUUGCAGUUAUGGAGACCUGCUGCAGCAUCCGUGGUUCAUUUACAUCCUGGCAGGAUGUGCAGGGGGUGCCAUUAUCCUGGUGGUGUUUGUGUCCUCAGUCAUAUGUUGCUGCAUGAAGAGGAAACACAAAUUCAUCCCAGUGCCUUCAGAGGAGAAGGAUGAUGGACUAACCAUGUCUGUGAUCUCCAGUGAAGGUGUGAAGAGCCCCCCCAAUGGAGACCAUGUCGAGGCUCAAGCUGCCCAAGUUGACUGCCCUUCAAAGCCUGACACUGCCCAGACUGGUCAAGAAAUUGAGCCUCAGCCCCCCAUGGAAGAAAAUUUACCAGUGGAGAUAGAGCCUGAGGAAAUGCCAGACCCAGAGGUCAUAGUAGAUGUGGAAAGCCAGGAAAAUGCCUCAGACUGUUUUCCGGAUCCAACUGAUAACUGA